AUGGCAACGACGGCUUUAAAAAAUAUUGACAAAGUGCAAUCGCGUUCUAAAUCUAAAAUGAAAGAAAGCAAAAAACCACUUAGCAGGAGCAUCCUGAAAUUUGCGGUAGAAAAAGGACAACCGGAUGUGGCACGUCUGAAACUUUUAUUAUGCAACAAUAGUAGUCAUCAAAUGGAAUGGAUAUUAAAAUGUACCGAUAAUGCCAUUACGGCUGAACCAGUGAAAUCUGGUCAUAUCGAAAAGCUUGGAAGCAGUGAAGUGAAUUUAAUGUGGCAACGACCUAAAGCUAUAAAGAAAUGGACAGAUGCACCUCAACCAAAAAUGAAACUUUUUCUGAAAUUAAUUGCCAUUAAAACUAAUAAAGAAAUAGCUGAUGCAUUUACAAAAUUUAAAGCAAUGAUAAAUCCAGAAGCCGAAUGUACAGUGGAUGAUUUACCUGUUCAUGAAAUAAUUUUUAAAUCGGAGGUAAUUUCGGAACAAUCAGCAACUGAUGAAAGCAAUUUCAAAAAUGUCGUUGACAACGCAACAACUGAUCCGGAAAAUUUUCUUGAAAAUCCAGAUACGCUUUAUUGGCUUAUUGUAUUAUUGUGCUGUUUCCUUGGAGCUAUCAUUUUGGAAUCUAUCAGCAAUGAUGAUCGCCAUUCUCGGAGACAUAUCUCCAAUUACUAA
Molecule: messenger RNA, 669 nt
Organism: Cercopithifilaria johnstoni
Lineage: Eukaryota; Metazoa; Nematoda; Chromadorea; Rhabditida; Onchocercidae
Source: the annotation of a GenBank genome assembly